Molecule: messenger RNA, 1054 nt
Organism: Urocitellus parryii (Arctic ground squirrel)
Lineage: Eukaryota; Metazoa; Chordata; Mammalia; Rodentia; Sciuridae
Gene: Cdk13-dt
Product: CDK13 divergent transcript
Source: RefSeq, a predicted model, not a curated record
CGGCAGCAAAAACACCAAAUGCGCCGGGCGCUGGCCCGCAGGGGAGUCCGGAGUCCUCCAAGUGCCCCCGGGGGUGGGGGAGCGGCCUCCGCCGCGCUCUCGGCUCCGGGAGYGCAACGCGGAAGUACCACCUUCGUCGCCGCUUCACUCCAUCGCGCCUUGACGUUAGGAGCGAGUUCAGGGGAGGGGAGUGGGCGAGACAACAACACGCCUCCGCCGCCUGCUCCUCCGCGUCGACGUCGUCCUCCUGUGGUGGCGGCGACACCCCGCGGUCGCCUCGGAAGUGGCCUGGGCCUGACAACAAGUCCCGGCCUAAGGCCUCGCGCACUCUUGCGGCCCGCGGGGACGGGCGCCGGGGCGGGGCGAGGCGGGGGCGACCGGGCUGCGGCUCACGGUUGGGGCGGCAAAAGCAGCGGAGCUGUCCCUUUCCUUCUCUCCCCCCCCACUCCACGAGGAAGCUCUGGGUGUGCAGCUGCCGACCCCGAUUCGCUCCUCCCCUUCCCUCUGCGCUCCUCGUCAGGAGGAGGGCUACGGGACUUGGUGGUGGGGCCCUAACCUCCACAACCCCUCCUUCUCGCCUUGCUCUCUCGGCUUUUCCCCUCAGCCCAGACGCAAAUCCGGGAGCGCGCACGCACGUCACGCUCCGACAAAGCUGAAGGUGGACACAAUAUUUUUAUGUGGAGGAUCGAACCCAGUGCCUCGCACAUGUCGGGCCAGCGCACUACCAUUUGAGCCGCAUCCCCACCCCUUAAUUCUUGGUUCUUAAACACUUGGUAACUCUCCAACAUUCAUGGUACAAAUAAUUUUAAUCAGCUUGAUGUCACUUUAUCACAGAUUGGACUGAAUCUAAAAUAAGACUUCACUGACAGAAUACAAAGGGUGUUUGUUUGCUAAAGGAUAAAGGAAAGGGAAUAUAGGUAAUCAAGUCAGAGUAUUUCCCACAUGACGUCCACACAGUGGGACCUGUGCAACCAGAAAAAAAAAAUGGAAAGACAUUGGGAAACUGAAUAGAAAAAUAGAAGAUGUCUAAACCAAUUUUUCCCUUGAAUGUAUU